This is a messenger RNA of Daktulosphaira vitifoliae (grape phylloxera), 4002 nucleotides long. It is a transcript of the gene vap, whose product is annotated as ras GTPase-activating protein 1. Gene Ontology annotation, biological process: regulation of GTPase activity. The record is from RefSeq and is a predicted model, not a curated record. Gene Ontology annotation, molecular function: protein binding. The transcript has 2 exons. Bases 206 to 2986 code for a protein of 926 amino acids. Lineage: Eukaryota; Metazoa; Arthropoda; Insecta; Hemiptera; Phylloxeridae.
GUUAUCAAAAUCCUAAAUCCAUUAUUAAUCAAUUAAUUACAAAUUAGUUCUUUAGCUAAACCAUAAGUCUUAAAUUAAUGUACUCUAAUGUGCUAACAUACUACUUAUGAUAGUAGUUUUAUAGGAUGUUAAAGUUUACAGUGCUUAGCGACGACAUGUAAAGUUGAUUAGGAGGAUAUCCAAAAUUGACUUCAUAAGGAAAACUAUGGCCGAGUUCAUUAGAGGUGGACCUGGCGUUAUAUUACGAGAUAGAGUGCAAGCAACAUUGAGUUUCAAUAGCGAAGAUAGUCAAGAUAUUUUGGAUCAAGAUUUUGAUCCAUUUCUUGAACAGGAUGAACCAGAUGGCUCGAAUAUAUCCUUAUUGCAAGCACCCCCUGAAAAUCUUUGGUAUCAUGGACGAUUGAGUCGAUACUCUGCUGAAGAACGACUAUGGCAAGCGUCCGAAAUGGGUAGCUAUCUUGUGCGUGAAAGUGACCGUAAACCUGGAUCAUAUGUUUUGUCAUACUUGGGUCGUACAGGCAUAAAUCAUUUUAGAGUUACUGCAGUUUGUGGUGAUUUUUAUAUUGGAGGACGUCAAUUUGAUAGUUUGUCAGACUUAAUAGGUUAUUAUACCAAUUGCUCUGACUUAUUAAAGAGAGAAAGGCUAGUUUAUCCUGUAGCACCCCCUGAACCUGUUAAUGACAAAAAACGAGUUGUGGCAAUUUUGCCUUAUACUAAAAUGCCUGAUACAGAUGAGUUAACUUUUCAAAAAGGAGAUAUCUUUUUUGUACACAAUGAUAUGGGAGAUGGAUGGCUUUGGGUAACUGCUCAUAGAACAGGAGAACAAGGAAUGAUAUUUAGAGAUUUAGUGGACAAUUUAGAUGAAAAUAUUGAUCCUAAUACUGUAUUUGAUUGGUUUCAUCCUGGUGUUACAAAAAGUGAAGCUGUUGACAUGCUAGUCAAAUCAGGUCCUGGAAGUUUCCUCGUAAGACCAAGUGACAAUUCACCUGGAGAUUAUUCUCUAUUUUUUCAUGUAAAUAAUCAAAUUCAAAGGUUUCGCAUUGAAAAAAAAGGUGUAAGAUAUUUAAUGGGUGGUCGUACUUUUGAAUGUCUUGAUGCAGUCAUUAACAGAUAUAGAAAAGAGCAAAUAGUUGAAGGACAUACUCUUGUUUUACCAGUGUGUCGUAAUUCUAAUGAACUUAUAGAGUUGCCGAUUAAACAAAAAGAAGUGCAACAAGCUGAAAAAAUUUAUGCCACACUUCGUGAAUGUCGUGAACAAGUAGGGCUUAAAAAAGUUAAAGGAAUUAAGAUGCAAGGAUAUAUGUAUAAAAAAAGUGAUAAAAAUAAGAAAUGGAAAUCAUUAUAUUUUGUUCUAAUAAUUGAUGGUGUUGAUACUCAUUUAUGUUUUUAUGAUAAUCCUAAAAGAACCAAACCUAAAGGCUUAGUAGAAUUAAGUUGUGCUUACUUAUAUCCCGUACAUGAAAGUGUAUUUGAUAGACCUAAUUGUUUUCAGUUAGUUGAAAGAGCAUUGCCUUGUUUAGCCACUAUUACAUACUUGUCUACGACAACUCAAGAUUUGUUCCAAGAAUGGGUAUCAACUUUAAGAAUGUACUGUGUUACUCAAUUAUCUAGAGUUCCUAAAGCACAAAAGUUACGAGAGUUACGAUUUUUGCAAUUGCAUAUUCUUGAUGCUCAUAGAUUACCAUUUAAGCUUGUGCCAAAUCCAUUUUGUAUUAUUUCUCUCAAUCAAGUUAAAGUUGCUAAAACUCGAGCAAAAAGUGGACCUGAUCCUGUAUUUGAUGAAGAAUUCACUUUAGAUGAUGUUCCUCCUGAUGUUUUGACUUUUACUAUAAGUAUUUACAACAAAGGAAAAAGAUCUAAAGACACUGAAGUUGCGGAAUUAACUGUGGAUUUAAAUACUUUAAACAAUGGUGCUGAAACUGAAGAUUGGUACCCACUUAGUGGUAUUACACCUAUUGGUGAAUGGGGUUCUUUGCGACUUCGCACGAGAUACUUACAUGAUUUAAUAAUGCCCACUGAAGAAUAUUCACCAAUGCAACAGUUAAUACUAGAUCCUGAACUAGAAGCUGUCAGAGCUUUAGCUGAUCUUUGUCAUCAAGACAGAAUGCCUUUAGCAAGAUCUUUAAUGGGUAUUUUCCGCCAUGAGAAAAAAGAAGCUGAUCUUUUGAGAAAUCUAAAUGACGUGGAAAUCCUUAAAGAAGAUGAAACUACUACAUUAUUUAGGUCAGCUUCACUUACCACUACCUUGAUGGACCUUUAUAUGAAGUCCAUGUGUUCAGAAUUUCUGAAGUCUGCAAUACAACAAACUAUUUUUAAACUACUAGACAGCAAACAAUCAUGUGAACUUAACCCAUGUAAGAUGGAGUCACCAGAUGAUGCUUGUGAUAAUGCUGAAUUUCUUCUAGUAGUGUUAGAUGAAAUUACACAAUCAAUAUUUAUGUCUGCAGAAUCAUGUCCACGCACAUUACGUUAUAUUUUUGGAUGUCUUCAAAGAAUGGUAAUGAAUAAAUGGCCUUAUGAAAGACUAGUAAGAACAAGAGUUGUUUCUGGAUUUAUUUUCUUACGCUUACUAUGUCCAGCUAUGUUAAAUCCUAGGCAAUUCAAUUUGAUUCCUGAGCCACCUCCUCCUAUGGCUGCAAGAUCAUUAAUUAUGGUAGCAAAAUGUUUACAGAAUUUGGCAAAUUUAGUAGAAUUUGGUGGAAAAGAACCUUACAUGGAAGUUGUAAAUCCUUUUAUAUUAAAAAACAAAGAACGAAUGGUGGUAUUUUUAGACCAAUUAUCUAAUGUAACUGAAAAACCAGAAUCAGAAGAAGAAAAAAUUAAAGGAGAUCCUGCUCGUAAUUUAGGUACUUUACACCACAUUUGUAAAACACAUCUUAAUGAAUUACAAAAUCUCAGCAAAACUCAGCCAUCAUUAAAAAAACUUGUAACUGUUACUGAAAUGCUUAACAAACACAAACAAAAAUAUUUAGAAAUGUUAAAUUAAUUGUUGUUUAAAAAAAUAUUGACCAACAGUUUAAAAUACUAGCUGGUGGCUAGUCAACAUUUUUAAUUGAACUUAAAACCAUAAAUUGUAAAAUAUAAAAACUUACUUGCAUGCCUAUUAUACUUCAUACAUAUAAGUAUAUUUAUAUCUUCUCCAGUACCAUUAAAUUUUAAAUGACAAAUUGUAUUUAUGAAUUAUCCAUGACAUUAAUAGAAAACAAGGGUGAUUCUUAAAAUUCUCAAUAAGCUCUAUUAUUAUGAAUAUUAUUGUUUAGUACUAAUAAAAAGUGUACAUUUAUUGUAACUGUAAAUUUAAAACAGGCAUUUAUUAAAGAAAUGUUAACACUUACCUAUUAAGCUUUAAUUAAAUUAAAGUAUCUAUUUUGUAGAAUUUAGUUACUGUUUAAUAGUAGAUACCUUCUCAAUUUAUCAACUAAGGUUAACACCAAUUUUAAAUUUGACUGAAUUAUAUAUGUUGUUAUUAAUGUGACAAACUAAAAAAAGUUUCUUUUUUUAACUAUCAAUUUUAAUUAGUGCAAUAUAUUUUGACUCUUGUGCCAAAAAUCUUUAUAUUUGAAAUUAUUAAAUCCAGUCAUUGCAAUUUCUUAAAUUACAUUUGUACUUCCCAAGUACUAGAAUAUUUUUCUAUAUUUUUAUUUUAUUUAUACAACAUUUUUAAUAAAUACUCUAGAUUUAAACUAAUUGUUACUAUGAAUUGAAUAAAAAUUAUUUCUAAAUUUGCUAACUGGUAUGUUUUUUAAUUGAUAUUUUUUUCAGUUUUGUUUAAAAAAAUUGACUACAAUUUUAAGUGAAAAUCAACACAAUUGUAUGACAUGCUAGACUAAUAGUCUAUAUUAGUCUAAAAUAAAAUAGUUUGCUAUUAAAUAAAAAGUUAUUGUAACUAAUUAUUGUAUAAUAUGUAACAAAAUGUUAUUUUGUGACAGAUGUAAACAUAGGAUCAUAUUAAUGAUGUAACAUGUCAGUAUAAAUACAUAAAAUAAACUAAAAUGCAUUUUA